Molecule: messenger RNA, 1401 nt
Organism: Torulaspora globosa
Lineage: Eukaryota; Fungi; Ascomycota; Saccharomycetes; Saccharomycetales; Saccharomycetaceae
Gene: BUD22
Product: Bud22p
Exons: 1
Coding region: 1-1401 (466 amino acids)
Biological process (GO): maturation of SSU-rRNA
Cellular component (GO): nucleus; 90S preribosome
Source: RefSeq, a predicted model, not a curated record
AUGCCAAAAGAUAAUCUGCUUUUCAAGCUUGAUAACCUGGAAUAUCAAUAUCAUUAUGCCAAUGGCGAUCUAUCCAGCUUCCGGCCCAGAUUAGGCGGGAUAGCAAAGUUGUACAAUGCUAAGGGAAAGAAAAGUUCGAAAAGAGUCACCAAAUUACUCUCUAACAUAAACUUAGAGCAGGUGGCUCAGCAACUGGAUGCACUGCGCUUGCAAAUCUUCAAUAAUAAGGUUUAUUAUCUGGAAAAAAAUUUAAGAUCCCUUCUUGUGAAGAAUUUAAACCAAUACCGCCCCAAGAAAAAUGCUAAGAACGAUUUUACACCUCUUAUUGCGAAAAUACGAGACGAAUACGGGAUUGAGCAUUUUGCUGAACUUGUUUGCAAAUCCAAGACAAUAAAAGUCUCAAUUGCGAAGGUGGUUCCUUCGAAGAAGGUUUCUGUGCCCAACUGGUUUGCCAAUCAUGAGUUUUGGAAGGUCCACAACGAUAAAAAAAAUGCAUUCAAUCCCAGCAGAGUAUGGAACGAGGUACUGAUGCCAAACAAAUUUGACCAGCUAGUGAGCACUACCAUGAAUAAUGAGAAGUGUCGAACGCUCUUUUCAUCUUUUGAUUCUGGAAUGAACGUAUUUCUUGGCAUUAACCGACAAAUGGAGUCUAAGAAGGAGGACAACAGCGUAGAGAAGGACCAAGAGGUCGUUACUGAUGCGAGCGAAACAACCGAUACGCAAGGCGAAAAUGAAGACCCUGGCGAUGUUGUUGAACUCGGUGAAGAUUUGUUGAAGCAAUACGAUGGAUUGCUGGGCGACUCAGAUGAAGAAGAGGAUGAUUUCGAAGCCGCCACAUUAAAUCCUGACGUUAAUUACAAUGAGAUGACGGAUGAAGAACCAGAUCACGAGGACGACGAUGCUGACAUCGAAGCUGAGGGCGGCGUCUUCGACAGCGAUAAUGAAUCAGAUCAGAAUAGAGGCAGGGCCAGAUUGCCAGAGCUAAUGGCUGGUUAUUACAGUGGCGGCGACUCAGAUGAGGAUGAUGACCGAGUUGAUGACAAAGUGGCAAGAGAGCAGAUCUCAACAAAGGAAAAGAGGAAAAAUAGGCGUGGUCAACGUGCUAGAAGAAAGAUCUGGGAAAAGAAGUAUGGCAGACAAGCGAAACAUAUUCAAAGAGAAAUCGAAAAGGAACAUCAAGAGAGAAAGAGGCGACUGGAGGAAUAUGAAGAAAGAGUAGCAAAACGUGCUGCUAAAGCCAAGAAGCUGGAAACCCAGACGGCAGAACCCACUCAUGUGAACCAGACCAAAGCAAUUCGUGAGAGAGAAAAGACUGAACAUCCAUCCUGGAUUGCUAAACGAGAGGCAGAGCAGAAAUUGAAGAACACCAAAUUCCAGGGAAGGAAAAUUACGUUCGAUUAA